Molecule: messenger RNA, 228 nt
Organism: Gongylonema pulchrum
Lineage: Eukaryota; Metazoa; Nematoda; Chromadorea; Rhabditida; Gongylonematidae
Source: the annotation of a GenBank genome assembly
AUGCCUAAUGUUAAGGUUUUUUCCGGAUCAUCUCAUCGAGACUUGACGGAACGAAUCUGUGAACGCCUGCAGCUUGAUGUCGCGAAAGCGUCGCUUAAGAAAUUCAGCAAUAAAGAAACAAAUGUGGAGAUUGGCGAAAGUGUACGUGGUGAAGAUGUGUAUAUAAUUCAGAGUGCUUGUGGCGAGAUCAAUGAUCAUCUGAUGGAAUUGCUAAUCAUGAUAAAUGCC